CAACGGAGCCGAGCAGUUGAAGGACAUCAAAUGAAACACGGGAGCGCUUUACAGCGGGUCCUCUUGAGUUUUGCGCGUAGCCUGUGUGCUCCGAGCCUGGAGACAGUACGUUUUAGUGAAAAUCAUGGAAGAUAAAUCAAAUUCGUUCUCCAGCAACAAAGAAGGGGAGAAAGCAGAUGGGAAUAAUGUAUUUCAAAGGCAAGACUCGAUACAGAAGAACAAUAUGGGGAGCCAGAACCUGAAAGGAGGGGACCAUGGAAACUCGGUGGGCUUCAAGGGGGACCGGGAGGAAGCCUUGGUCGGGUUCGACGAUAUAGACGGGUCCGGAAACCGACAUGGCUUUAUGCAGCGGCAAUUUGGAGCGAUGAUGCAGCCCGGCGUCAAUAAGUUCUCCCUGCGAAUGUUCGGCAGUCAGAAAGCCGUUGAGAAAGAGCAAGAAAGGGUCCAGACGGCUGGAUACUGGAUCAUUCAUCCCUAUAGCGAUUUUAGGUUCUACUGGGACUUGGUAAUGCUGGUCAUGAUGAUGGGGAACCUGAUCAUCAUUCCUGUAGGAAUAACCUUCUUCUCGGAGCAGACCACCACCACCUGGCUAAUAUUCAACGUAGCAUCAGACACCAUCUUCCUCGUGGAUCUGGUCAUGAACUUCCGCACGGGGAUCGUCAACGAGGAGAGCUCCGAGAUCAUCCUGGACCCCAAGGUCAUAAAGAUGAACUACCUGAAGAGCUGGUUUGUGGUCGACUUCCUCUCGUCCAUACCAGUGGAUUAUAUAUUUCUAAUAGUGGAAAAGGGGUUUGACUCAGAGGUGUACAAGACGGCGAGGGCGCUGAGGAUCGUGAGGUUUACUAAGAUCCUGUCUCUUCUGAGGCUACUGAGACUUUCCCGACUCAUCAGAUACAUACACCAGUGGGAGGAGAUUUUCCAUAUGACGUAUGACCUGGCCAGUGCUGUGGUAAGAAUAUUUAAUCUGAUAGGGAUGAUGCUGCUGCUGUGCCACUGGGACGGUUGUCUGCAGUUCCUGGUCCCACUCCUACAAGAUUUCCCUCAAGAUUGUUGGGUGUCGCUAAACGGUAUGGUUAAUGACUCGUGGGGUAAGCAGUACUCGUACGCACUCUUCAAGGCCAUGAGUCACAUGCUGUGUAUCGGGUACGGCGCCCGGGCUCCAGUCAGCAUGUCCGACCUGUGGAUCACCAUGCUCAGUAUGAUCGUGGGCGCCACCUGCUACGCCAUGUUCGUGGGUCACGCCACCGCUCUCAUCCAAUCACUGGACUCCUCCCGCAGGCAGUACCAAGAGAAGUAUAAACAAGUGGAGCAGUACAUGUCGUUCCACAAGCUCCCCGCAGACAUGCGGCAGAAGAUCCAUGAUUACUAUGAGCAUCGUUAUCAGGGCAAGAUCUUUGACGAGGACAAUAUCCUGAGUGAGCUCAACGACCCGCUCAAAGAGGAAAUUGUGAACUUCAACUGUCGGAAGCUGGUGGCUACCAUGCCGCUGUUCGCCAACGCGGACCCCAACUUCGUGACGGGCAUGUUGAGCAAGCUGAAGUUCGAGGUGUUCCAGCCCAACGAUUACAUCAUCAGGGAGGGCACCGUGGGCAAGAAGAUGUAUUUCAUUCAACAUGGUGUGGCCAGUGUCAUCACCAAGCUAAACAAAGAGAUGAAGCUGACGGAUGGCUCUUACUUUGGAGAGAUCUGUCUGCUGACGAAGGGGAGACGCACGGCGAGCGUUCGCGCUGACACCUACUGCCGUCUCUUCUCCCUCUCUGUGGAUCACUUCAACGAGGUGUUGGAAGAGUACCCUAUGAUGCGCCGCGCUUUCGAGACCGUAGCCAUCGACCGCCUGGACCGCAUCGGGAAGAAGAACAGCCUGCUCCUCCAGAAGUUCCAGAAGGAUCUGAACGCUGGGGUGUUCAACACGCAGGAGAACGAAAUACUGAAGCAGAUAAUCCGUCAGGACAGGGAGAUGGUGAUGAUGGUGGACCGCAAGCAGUCGGUCACAGGGAUGUCGGUCACAGGGAUGUCGGUCACAGGGAUGAACACCACCCCGAUAUCUGGAAACUCCAUCAUUAACUCGCCGGCUCAGCCGCCCUACACCACUGCCCUGGGCAACAACCAGUUCCAGCAGUCAGCCACCUCUUUGACCUACAGUGCUUCGGCCGUCAUCGCCCCCUCCACCGCAGCCACCGCCCGCAUCCUUCCUGCCUCGGCGCAGGGUGUCUAUCCCGUCCCCAGCGUCAUCCACGGCAACCUGAACUCAUCCUCGCCCGUCCCCCAGACUCCCCUCUCUCUCCAUCAGCAAGCGUCCAUCAUGUCCCCGGUAUCCUUCACCACGGCGGUGUGCAGUCCACCCGUGCAGACCCCUGGGCUGGCGGGCCGCAGCUUCCAGUACGGCUCGCCCACUGCCUCCCAGCUCUCCCUUAUCCAGCAGCCGCUGCCUACUGCUCUACCACCGCAGCAACCACUACCACAGCCACAGCAACCAGGAGGAGCUGCGGCCUCCUCAGCAACACAACAACCACAACAGCAGCAGCAAGUCCCGUCACCUCAGAGGAGUGACAGCCUCCACAAGGCCAGCCAUGCUCUCCAGUCGGGAAGCCUGAGUCGAGACGUGCGCCACCUCUCUGCCUCCCAGCCCUCCCUGCCCCACGACACGUCCCUGGGGCCCCGAGCGCACCCUGCAGCGUCCGGGGACUCCCUGGCCUCCAUUGCCCCGCCGGUGGCUGCGGUCCAGGGUAUGGGUAUACAGAGCGGUCUCCGCACCACAGUGCCCCAGAGGGUCAACCUGUUCCGCCAGAUGUCAUCAGGAGCGUUGCCUCCGGUGCGAGCGGUGUCCUCUGCAGCCCAGCACAGGGAUUCCACUGGUUCUAGGAGAGAUUCUAGAAGAGAUUCUACCUUAAGCAGUACAGAGACCGAGCAAGAUAAGAUGCGGUUCGCAUCAAAUUUAUGAUCCCAUUUUUCUUUUUUUUAAACUUCUGUUUUAUUUAAUUUUUAAAUGGAGAUACAAAAAAAAGAUAAAGAUGAACUUGAGUAUUUUUUUGUUUUCUCAAAAAUUUUCUUCAGAAAAAUAAUUAGCCGAAAGGAAUUCCUGUACAGACUGCCCUUGUAUUAUAUUUUAGACACAUUUUCCCCCUACAUUUAAGAAUGUAUAUUAAAUAAAUAUAUAUAUAUGUAUGUGUGUAAAUCCAACUAGAAUAUUUGGCAAAGACUAUUUAAAAGCUCUAGUAUAUAAACAUGAGUCUUCCUUUCCAAAAAAUAUAAAUAUAGAUAUCAAAUGUAUGGAGAGAGGGGGGGUUGUUUGUUAUUUUCUGUUUUUGUAAACUGGAAUGCAUCGUGAUGAAUCCUGACAGAUGACUUUUUGAUUAUUUUUUUUUUGUACCUGCGAGAAGAGGAAGUAAAAUAUCUUCUCACAUUACGCAGCUUUGUCACCACUGUGGAAUAACUGACGCAAGCGAACCUUGAAACUGUCAACAAAAAAAAAAAGAAGCACACACUCAAACAUAAAUCUAAUGACAGAACUCGUGGGACCUUAAUCUUAGCAACCAACACAGGUACAAUAGCUAGGUGUUCCAUUGCUCUCAGCAAUACAUCCUCUUGAGCCACAGUGUCCUCACACAAUGGUCGGUGAACACCACGACAGUGUUAUGGGUCCAAAGGAAUGAUGUAAAUAGAAGUGAUGCUCUUUUUUUUGUUUGUAGAAGGAUGAUGUUGUGAGCGAAGAAUGGAUGAUGCUGUUUUUAGUCCUAAUUUCAGACAGUGAUAGACGUUAUGUAAUGUUGCUUAACAAAACUAUGUGUACAUUUAUAAUAUUUAUAAACUAAAGAUUAUCACCAUUAUGCAAUAGACUGUGAUAUAAAGAUUAUCUAUAUGUGUGUUGUAAAUAGUUUUGUAGAUCUAGUAUUUACAGAUACUGUGUGGUGCAUUCUCAAUCAUAACAAUGUCUUACUUCUUUCAGGAACCUUGAUAUCUUCAUCAUCGUCUAUAUGUCAGAAAAAAAGUUAAUAAGUGACAACAAUGCAUAUAUUCAUUAGAGAUAAGAAAACCUUAACGCAAUAGCAAGCACUACUUGACACUGAGAAAUGCCUGUCAUACUGAGAAUCUUCAUUAGUCUGCAUAGUCCUUGUUUCUUUCUUCAUUUUAACCAUCUAGCAAUCAAAAGAGAAGCGAAUGAGGGAUUAAAUGUUUUUUUAAACGCUGAUGUUUCAACACUUUUCAACACAUUUAACGCUGAGGUUUCAACACUUUUCAACACAUUUAACGCGGAGGUUUCAACACUUUUCAACACAUUUAACGCUGAGGUUUCAACACUUUUCAACACAUUUAACGCUGAGGUUUCAACACUUUUCAACACAUUUAACGCUGAGGUUUCAACACUUUUCAACACCUUUAACGCUGAGGUUUCAACACUUUUCAACACAUUUAACGCUGAGGUUUCAACACUUUUCAACACAUUUAACGCUGAGGUUUCAACACUUUUCAACACAUUUAACGCUGAGGUUUCAACACUUUUCAACACAUUUAACGCUGAGGUUUCAACACUUUUCAACACAUUUAACGCUGAGGUUUCAACACUUUUCAACACAUUUAACGCUGAGGUUUCAACACUUUUCAACACAUUUAACGCUGAGGUUUCAACACUUUUCAACACAUUUAACGCUGAGGUUUCAACACUUUUCAACACAUUUAACGCUGAGGUUUCAACACUUUUCAACACAUUUGUAGCAUGGACUCCGUAACACCUUCAAACACGUCUCCCCUGUAUUGUACAUUUCCUUUGCAAACAUGUUAUUUGUAGAGAUGCUAUAUUUUAUUUCAGUCACACGCUACACAAUACAGUAAUACCCUUUUACAGUGUGCUUUUCUUACUGUGGGUGUGCUGGGUGAGUAAACCUACCCAUUCCUUACAGCAAUUAAGCAAUUUUGUAUGUUACACAAUGUGACACUUUAGAAUUACUGUAAAUAUGAAUCAUUGUUGAAUCUAUCACAUCUUGACUCCAAAUCUUUUAGUUAGUUUUGACACCUUUUGAUUUCCGAGGGUACGGACGGCCUGUUUGGAUGUUUUAGUCAGGCUUUCUGUUUUUUUUUUAAUGUCUUUUUCAUAUUUCAUUUAAUUGACUCACCUUCCAUAUCAUGUUUUCAAAUAAUGUGAUCGUCUAGUGUGGCAGUGGAAUGGAAAGGAAAGUUUUCAUACCGACAGAAAAUUUAUGAAUUCAAGUCUUUUUCUGCAAUAUGCCCAUCUGCUGUAGGUUUGCAAUCUUGACGUAUGAAUUUUCCAGUCAAAGUUAAUGUUGAAGAAGACUGACAUGACCUUUUCCAGACACCUCUCUUUUUGAGUAGGUCAUGUUAUAAGUCAAGUGUUUGGGCCCCAUUCUAAAAACAAUCACUGUGUGUGAAUCAGAGCGAGAGCAACAUAUGCUGGGUUGCAUUAAGGUUUCUGUCUCUUGUGUGUCUGAAUCCAUCAUAGUAACUGUAACAAUAUCAACAAAAUUACAAUGUUUAAGCUUAUUUAUUUAGUGUCCUGGGGGGGGGUCCAGAAAUGUGACUAAACUUUGAGAUAAUUCAUUAAGGUCAGUCAUUCUAACACAGCUUACCCUCAUGUGGUUGCAGACUAUUUGACGUGCUUAUGAAUUGAUGUGUAUGUUUGCUAGAGACCCCCUCCCCCCCAUGUAUUGUGUAUAGUAACCAUGUGAGUAAUUAGUAUGAUAUGUUCUCACAGACAACCACCUCUCAUGGUUUUAGAGUCACAAUCUUCAUGGCGGCAAACAUGCUCCAUCAGUCGGCUCUGAGUAUCUAAGCCCCCCCCCCCCUCCCCUUAGAGACACACCUAAAAAGAUGAGCAGUACUUCAAUACAGAACAAUACAAUACAGAGUGUGUGAACAUUCUUCUGAUAGAGUCCCCCCCCCCCAAAAAAAAUACGUCUCAUAAAAAGCAUGCACUUCUCACAAAUACUUAAAAAGAUACUAUAUAAAAAAACGGUUGACGUUAAAUGUACUGUGAGAUUAUGUUUUGUUCAUUGUCUGUCUAGACGUUAUUUGUGUGCAACGAAAGCGUUGACAUUUUCACAAAAGGACACUUAAGUAUUUGUGCCUAAAACUGUAGCCAUGUUCGAUACUUUUUUUGUUUGUUUUGAGUGGGAGGAGCUAUAAUGUGCAUAUGCACCUAUACAACACAUAUAUUACUUAUCAUAUGUGUUCUAUGUUUCAAUAUUUUUUUUUUGAGAGGAAGAUGUAACCAAUGAAGAUGAUAGCCAAAUGUCUCAGUUUAACAAUUGGAAUCUUUGAAGAGAAUUGCGAAUUCCUAUGAAAAAGGCUCUCUCAUUCUGAUAUAGAACUCUCGGAAUUACAGUAAUGACUAGUACAGUCUCUACAGAACUGGGAGGAUACUAACACGUUGACGAGACAUUGUAAAAAAUUUGAAGCACCUUUUGUAACUUCCUUUGUAGCUAGCCACUGAUGUUUUGUUGAUUGUUAAUGUUGCGCGGAAUGAAACUGGCCAAAGCAAAACAUUCAAAGUAAUUUUCUUUGUUUUGAAUUGCACUUUCUGAUGAAAGAAAAAUACGAUACAGACUCUUCAGUCAGUUAUUUUAAGUGAAUAGAAGGUUUAAAGGGAGAUGUAUGAUCUAGAUUGGAACUCUCUAAACAUGGAGAAAUGUUCUAUUCCAAGACUGCUUAAUCCUGAUCUGCCAUGGUGAAUGUAUUCAUGGGUUGCACCUCCGUCACGUCGUUGCCAUUGUGAACGUUUUACAGAUGCCACAGCCAUACUGGUGCCCAAAAAGUACAGUGAUGCCCAGUCAUUCUGAACGGGGCUAAUGACUGUUUCAUCUAAAUUACACUAUAGUGGCCGGGAAAUACGAUGACAUUACUAAAGUAGGCAAAUAUUUAGUAGGAAUCAGCUUUGCCAUCAUCAUUAAUGUAGUCAAACUUACUUUACACAGAUGACAAUGUUGUCAUUAGCUAGCAAAGAUUGUCCAAAAUAGUUAGCAAAGCUAACUUUAGCUAUCUUAAAUCCGGUGGUCUCCCCUCAAUCUUAGCUAGCUGUCAGUAUACUGCAUUAUACUGCAUCUAAAGUCAAUCUGGUGACACCAUUUUCUCCUUAUUCUGCCAGGUAAAUUGACUGAAAACAAAUGUUCAUUUACAGCAAUGACCUGGUGAAUAGUUACAAGGUAGAGAAAGGGGGAUGAAUGAGCUAAUUGGACAAUGAUGACAAACCUGCAAAUGAUUUGCCUCUACAAAUGUCAUUGUAUUUUCAAGCCACUGUUAUGCACAUUUGAUGAAAUCUUCAUCAGAGCCAAUUGACAAUGCAUUGAGUAGAGCGCGCGGUCGGGCAUCAGUCCUAAAACGAACGUUCAAAACAACAUUGUGACGAAAUGUGCAACCCAUGAAUAGGAACUAUUCCACGGUUCCGAUGGAUAGCAGCGCUGUUGGUUUGUGCUGUUUUUGACACUUGCCUUUGGAGGGGAAAGCUUCCCAGCUAUGUGCUUUUUUUCUCACAAUAAUUCCGACCACAGCUAUCUAGCAUUCUGGAAUGGGCAUUAUGACGUAUGUAGUACAACACGAACGGACGAAUCAGCUUACAGUUUUAGCAGUAUGGAGAACUCUCAAUUAACCAGCACAUAUAUUUGUACAUUUAAUUUAGUUUUGUUUUUAAAUAAAAAUGCUAAAAUGAACAAAGCCCAGUGCCCAGAGAAAGGAAACUAGGGUCUUUAUUCACAAAGCCUCUCAGAGGAGGACUGCUGACCUAGUAUUAGUUUGACCUUUUGGAUAAAUUCAUGUGAUUAUUUGGACAAAAGGAAAAACUGAUCUUAGAUCAGUACUCCUAAACGGUUGUUUUGUGAAUACGGGCCCGGAACUUUUGGGUUCUGAACCUUGACAGUGCAGGUGUAAUAUGUUAACUGAUAAUGUGCGAUAAUGUUCAUCUUGGAGAGAUUAUGGUGUAGAUAAUGCUGUAAGUUACGAGCCACACGUACGUUCCUCUUAAACCCCACUGACAGAUUCAUGUUAAUAAAACAAGCUUGGUAAAAAAUGAACAGUUAGUUGGUUACUUGACACAGAGUUCUUACAACUAUAUGCAGACAAAUGGUGUUUGUCAAAAAAAUUAUUUUGAUUUCUGUUUGAAUUUUGUUUUGUUUGUAAAUAAUAAACCUUUAACAUGUAGAAAAUAAAAGACAUAUUGUCAUUUA
Messenger RNA from Oncorhynchus nerka (sockeye salmon), 8171 nucleotides. It is a transcript of the gene hcn1, whose product is annotated as potassium/sodium hyperpolarization-activated cyclic nucleotide-gated channel 1. Gene Ontology annotation, molecular function: voltage-gated potassium channel activity. Gene Ontology annotation, biological process: regulation of membrane depolarization; sodium ion transmembrane transport; potassium ion transmembrane transport. The record is from RefSeq and is a predicted model, not a curated record. Lineage: Eukaryota; Metazoa; Chordata; Actinopteri; Salmoniformes; Salmonidae. Gene Ontology annotation, cellular component: axon; membrane; HCN channel complex. The transcript is spliced from 8 exons. Bases 125 to 2941 code for a protein of 938 amino acids.